GUGUGCGCGUGGUCCGGGCGGGGGGGAGGAGGGGAAUCUCCCGCCAUUUUUCAAUAAUUUCCUCCGGUGCCGCUGAGCAGGAGUCGUGACUGCCGAACGCGGGGGAUCCGCGGCGGAGGUUGGCUGGAGGCUGCCGAGCGGCCCAGCGGCGUGCGGGCGAGUCCCGUCCCCUCGGCGUCCCCGGCCCAUGGCCGGGGCACGGCCGCGCCGGCCCUGAGGGAGCCGAGUUCGCGCCGCCCUCUCACCCCUCCCCUCCCCCACCCCACCCCGGGCGCCAGGCGCUCGCUCGGGGCCGCGGGGCCUAGCGUGGCGCCCGCCGCGGAGCCGCCGCCGCCGCCGCGAUGGCGCCGCUCUUGGGCCGCAAGCCCUUCCCGCUGGUGAAGCCGCUGCCGGGCGAGGAGCCGCUCUACACCAUCGCGCACACGCAGGAGGCCUUCCGCACCCGGGAAGAGUAUGAAGCCCGCUUGGAAAGGUACAGUGAGCGCAUUUGGACGUGUAAGAGUACUGGGAGCAGCCAGCUAACGCACAAGGAGGCCUGGGAGGAGGAGCAAGAAGUUGCCGAGCUCUUAAAGGAGGAGUUCCCUACCUGGUAUGAAAAGCUUGUUCUGGAAAUGGUCCACCAUAACACGGCCUCCUUGGAGAAGCUGGUGGACUCUGCCUGGCUGGAGAUCAUGACCAAGUAUGCUGUGGGAGAAGAAUGUGAUUUUGAGGUUGGGAAAGAAAAAAUGCUCAAGGUGAGGAUUGUGAAGAUUCACCCUUUGGAGAAAGUAGACGAAGAGGCAACUGAGAAGAAAUCUGAUGGUGCCUGUGAUUCUCCAUCAAGUGACAAGGAGAACUCUGGCCAGAUUGCUCAGGACCACCAGAAGAAGGAGGCAGCAGUCAAGGACGAGGAAGGGAGGAGAGAAAGUAUUAAUGACCGAGCACGAAGAUCACCGCGCAAGCUUCCUACUUCACUGAAAAAAGGGGAAAGAAAAUGGGCUCCUCCAAAGUUUCUGCCCCACAAAUACGACGUAAAACUGCAACAUGAAGACAAGAUCAUCAGUAACGUGCCGGCGGAUAGCUUGGUCCGAACAGAACGCCCACCCAAUAAAGAAAUCCUCCGCUACUUCAUCCGGCAUAAUGCACUACGGGCUGGGACUGGGGAAAAUGCACCCUGGGUCGUGGAAGACGAGCUGGUGAAGAAGUAUUCCCUGCCUAGCAAGUUCAAUGACUUUUUGCUUGAUCCAUACAAGUACAUGACUCUCAACCCUUCUACCAAGAGGAAGAGCACAAGCUCCCCAGACAGGAAGCCCACUAAGAAGGCCAAGGCAGACAGCACCUCCCUGAGCUCGCCACUAAACCCGAAGCUCUGGUGUCACGUACACUUGAAGAAGUCCCUGAAUGGGUCCCCGCUCAAAGUGAAGAACUCAAAAAAUUCCAAGUCUCCAGAAGAGCAUCUGGAAGAAGUAAUGAAGAUGAUGUCUCCUGGCAAGCUGCACGCCAACUUCCACAUUGCCAAGAAGGGCCCGGGUGCCAAGAAGCCGGCCAAGCACGGUGACAAGCCCCUGAGAGCCAAGGGCCGGGGCAAAGGCAUCCUGAACGGACAGAAGUCCACAGGGGGGGCCAAGUCACCCAAAAAGGGGCUGAAGACCCCUAAAACGAAAAUGAAGCAGAUGACUCUGCUGGACAUGGCAAAAGGCACCCAGAAGAUAACGCGCGCCCCACGGAAUUCUGGGGGCACACCUCGGUCCUCAACGAAACUGCAGAAACACCUGCCUCCAGCUGCCCUACACCUUAUCGCCUACUACAGAGAGAACAAAGACCGGGAGGACAAGAAGAGCGCCUUGUCCUGUGUCAUCUCCAAAACCGCGCGCCUCCUCUCCAGUGAGGACCGGGCCCGCCUCCCCGAGGAGUUGCGUGGAAUUGUCCAGAAACGCUUCGAGCUGCUGGAGCACAAGCGGAAGUGGGCCUCUAUGUCCGAGGAGCAGCGCAAAGAGUAUCUGAAGAAGAAACGGGAGGAGCUGAAGGAAAAGUUGAAGGAGAAGGCCAAGGAGCGGAGAGAGAAGGAGAUGCUUGAGAGGCUGGAGAAGCAGAAGCGGUACGAGGACCACGAACUGGCGGGCAAAAGCCUCCCCACUUUCCGGCUGGUGGACACGCCAGAGGGGCUGCCCAACACGCUCUUCGGGGACGUGGCCAUGGUGGUGGAGUUUCUAAGCUGUUACUCUGGGUUGCUCCUCCCCGACGCUCAGUACCCGAUCACUGCCGUCUCCCUCAUGGAAGCCUUGAGCGCAGAGAAGGGGGGCUUCCUCUACCUGAACCGGGUGCUGGUCAUCCUCCUCCAGACCCUCCUGCAGGACGAAAUCGCCGAAGACUAUGGCGAGCUGGGCAUGAAGCUCUCGGAAAUCCCGCUGACUCUGCACUCCGUCUCGGAGCUGGUGCGGCUCUGCCUCCGCCGGUCUGACGUCCAGGAGGAAAGCGAGGCCUCCGACACCGAGGACAAUAAGGAUUCCGCACCCUUUGAGGACAACGAGGUGCAGGAUGAGUUCCUGGAGAAGCUGGAGACGUCUGAGUUCUUCGAGUUGACCUCGGAAGAGAAGCUGCAGAUCCUCACGGCACUGUGCCACCGCAUCCUCAUGACGUACUCCGUGCAGGACCACAUGGAGACCAGGCAGCAGAUGUCGGCGGAGCUGUGGAAGGAACGGCUGGCGGUCCUGAAGGAGGAGAACGACAAGAAGCGGGCCGAGAAGCAGAAGCGGAAAGAAAUGGAGGCCAGAAAUAAGGAGAACGGGAAGGAGGAGAACGGGCUCGGCAAAGCGGAGAGGAAAAAGGACCUUGUGAAGUUCGAGCCCCAGGUGGAGCUGGAAGCGGAAGACAUGAUCAGUGCUGUGAAGAGCAGGCGGCUGCUUGCCAUUCAGGCGAAGAAGGAGCGGGAAAUCCAGGAGAGAGAGAUGAAAGUGAAACUAGAACGUGAAGCAGAAGAAGAGCGAAUCCGGAAGCAUAAGGCAGCGGCUGAGAAGGCUUUCCAGGAAGGAAUCGCCAAAGCUAAACUAGUCAUGCGCAGGACACCCAUUGGUACCGACCGGAACCAUAACAGGUACUGGCUGUUCUCGGAUGAAGUUCCAGGACUGUUCAUUGAGAAGGGCUGGGUACAUGACAGCAUCGACUACCAAGUCACCCACCGCCGCCGAGAGCGCGCCGACCCUCAGGACGAGGACUACUGUCCCCGAAGUAAGAAAGCAAGCCUCAGCAAAACUGCAGUGAACAUGAACACACAUCACGGGCCAGAAGUCGCUGUGGAGACCACAGUUCCCAAACAGGGACAGAAUCUAUGGUUCUUAUGUGAUAGUCAGAAGGAACUGGAUGAGUUGCUGAACUGCCUUCAUCCUCAGGGAAUAAGAGAAAGUCAGCUUAAAGAGAGACUGGAAAAGAGGUACCAGGACAUCAUUCAUUCUAUUCAUCUGGCUCGAAAGCCAAAUUUGGGUCUCAAAUCUUGUGAUGGCAACCAGGAACUCUUGAACUUUCUUCGAAGUGAUCUCAUUGAAGUUGCAACAAGAUUACAGAAGGGAGGACUGGGUUAUGUGGAAGAAACCACAGAUUUUGAAGCUCGGGUUGUCUCAUUAGAGAAAUUAAAGGAUUUUGGCGAGUGUGUGAUUGCCCUUCAAGCUAGUGUUAUAAAGAAAUUUCUCCAAGGCUUCAUGGCUCCCAAACAGAAGAGAAGAAAAGUCCAAAGUGAAGAUUCCGCCAAGAGUGAAGAGGUGGAUGAGGAGAAGAAGAUGGCGGAGGAGGCGGAGGUCGCGUCUGCACUAGAAAAGUGGAAGACGGCGAUCCGCGAAGCCCAGACCUUCUCCAGGAUGCACGUCCUCCUGGGGAUGCUGGACGCCUGCAUCAAGUGGGACAUGUCAGCCGAAAAUGCCAGGUGCAAAGUUUGUCGGAAGAAAGGUGAGGAUGACAAACUGAUCCUGUGUGACGAGUGUAAUAAAGCCUUCCACCUGUUUUGUCUGAGGCCGGCCCUUUAUGAAGUGCCAGAUGGUGAGUGGCAGUGCCCGGCCUGCCAGCCCGCUACCGCCAGGCGCAACUCUCGUGGCAGGAAUUACACUGAGGAAUCCGCCUCUGAUGGCAGCGAAGAAGAGGAGGAUGAGGAAGAGGAAGAGGAGGAGGAAGAGGAAGAGGAGGAGGAGGAAGAUUAUGAGGUGGCUGGUUUGCGAUUGAGACCUCGAAAGACCAUCCGGGGCAAGCAGGGGGCCAUUCCCCCCACAAGACCAGGCCGACGGCCGGGUAAGAAGCCACACCCCGCCCGGAGGACUCAGCCAAAAGCACCGCCCGUGGACGAUGGCGAGGUGGAUGAGCUGGUGCUGCAGACCAAGCGGAGCUCCCGGAGGCAGAGCCUGGAGUUGCAGAAGUGCGAGGAGAUCCUGCACAAGGUCAUCAAGUACCGCUUCAGCUGGCCCUUCCGGGAGCCCGUGACACGUGACGAGGCGGAGGACUACUAUGACGUGGUCACGCACCCCAUGGACUUCCAGACGAUGCGGAACAAAUGCUCCUGUGGGAACUACCGCUCGGUGCAGGAGUUUCUCAGCGACAUGAAGCAGGUGUUCGCCAACGCCGAGCUGUACAACUGCCGGGGCAGCCCCGUGCUGGAGUGCACGGCCAAGACCGAAGAGUGCCUGCUGGCGCUGCUGCGCAAACACCUGCCCGGCCACCCCUACGUGCGCCGGAAACGCAAGAAGUUCCCUGAGCGCCCUGCCGAGGACGAGGGGGACGGUGGGCUGGAGCCUGCGGGGCAGUCCAGGGGCCGAAGACAGAAGAAGUAGGCAGGGCCGUGGUGAGGGCGCUGACGUCGGGGUGGGGGGACCGAGGGGAGAGCAGGGAGGGGGGAGGGGCCCAGGAAGGGAGAGCGCACAGGAGCCCAGCAGGGCCGCGGCCUCCCACGGAGGCGCGAGCGCGGAGCCCCGUGUGGGUUUGGUGGCAGAAGCGAGUGGUGGGUGUUCGUGACCUUCUUUUUCUCCGCCUAAGUGUCCGGGAAGAGCGCGAGGGGCGGCUGUGCCCGGGAGCCCGGUCCCCUCCUGUCUUUGUUCCCGAGGUCCCUCCCCACGGGUCACCGCAGCAGUGCCAAGCCUCUGGGCUCUGGGGGUUUCUGUAUGCCAUAGGGGAGGGCGGGGAGGGCCCAGGAGCCCCCCCGAACUUGUCCCUCUAGUUCUUGAUGACCUCGUGCCCGCCGCGUCGUCCCCUCUGCCCUGGCCCUUGCAGUGGCGUGUCAGUGCUAUACGGAAUUCUCUGGUCACCAGCAUCACCAUCUUGGCAGAGCAAAGGGACAUGCCCUGGGGCCAUCCCUGACCAUCCCAUCCCCCCCCUUCCCUUCCCCGCUCCCCAUCCCACUUUACCUCCUUCCAAAAACACAAAAGGGUUUAAAAAAGAAAAAAGAAAAAAAAAAGGAAAAACUGAAGGCACUUCACCUAGAGACCGGGGUCCUGCUUCAUCCGGUCAUGACGGGCCUGACCAGGAUGCCUCUGGCCGGAAGAGGGUGUUGGAGCCUAGCCCACCCACGAACCGGAGACGCUCUUAGGGGAGCACAAGAGAAGCAGGAAGAUUGAAAUGUUUAAUUUUGUAAUGGACUUUUCUAGCUAUUCCAAGUUGCUUGUUCCAGCAGCGCUGCUGUCUAAAGGACACCGUGUCUGUCCGCGUCCUUGCUGUGGCACAUGUACAGUCAUUUCUAUGGUAAUGUGGUCGCUUCUCGCCCACCCUCCCACCUGCACCCGCUCACCUGCGAGAAGUCGGCAUGGAGGCUCUAGAGGCGAGUGGGGGGGCUCUGGGGGGCUGUGUGGCCUCCCCACUCCUACCUCCCCUCCCCUCACAUUUCACCUCCGCCUUGGGACUCCCUUGAAACCCGCAUCUUGGGGUCCGAGUCGGGGCUGGCAGGGAGACAGGAGCAGCUCAGACCAGCCUUCCCCCCACACUCAGUGCUGGGGUGGGCUUUAGGCAGAGCUCUGCAGACCCCUUGCCCCUUUGUGGCACGUUUCUAGAAAAACACGAAGCAGGGUUGGAUCUCCUACCCGUCAGCUGCUGGCGGGAAAGUUGGAAGCGCUUGGGCACCUACUUAGGUUAAGGGAAAAGCAGCCGCCCAGGGUUUUGCAACCCACAAGCCCUGAGCAUAAAUGGAGCCUCUCACCCAGAACCUAACCGGGACGACGGGAUGGGCCCGUUGCCAUUGCUGGGGCGAGCGACCCCCUCUGCGGGCCGAGUUAGCACUGACUAGGCUGCCUUGUGCCACCACCGCCCGCCUGCCGGCCUCUCCCCGCCUGUACUUGUCGCAGUGAGAAUCGCAGUCCCGCCUCGUGACACCUGAGCUGUUUGUUGUUUUUUAAAUCGUCUUUGAGGAGGAAGGGCCCCGCGAAAGGGUAAACUUGUAAUAAAUUGGAAUUUCAAAUAAA
Molecule: messenger RNA, 6407 nt
Organism: Sorex araneus (European shrew)
Lineage: Eukaryota; Metazoa; Chordata; Mammalia; Eulipotyphla; Soricidae
Gene: BAZ1B
Product: bromodomain adjacent to zinc finger domain 1B
Exons: 19
Coding region: 342-4790 (1482 amino acids)
Biological process (GO): chromatin remodeling
Cellular component (GO): WICH complex
Molecular function (GO): histone H2AXY142 kinase activity; protein binding
Source: RefSeq, a predicted model, not a curated record